Labrus bergylta (ballan wrasse) is the source of this 989-nucleotide messenger RNA. Lineage: Eukaryota; Metazoa; Chordata; Actinopteri; Labriformes; Labridae. The record is from RefSeq and is a predicted model, not a curated record.
ACUGAGUAGCUGUAACCUGACAGAGAGAAGCUGUGAAGCUCUGUCCUCAGUCCUCAGCUCCAAGUCCUGCAGUCUGAGAGAGCUGGACCUGAACAACAACGACCUGCAGGAUUCAGGAGUGCAGCUGUUGUCUACAACACUACAGAGUCCACACUGCAGACUGGAAACUCUCAGACUGUCAGGCUGUCUGAUCACAGAGAAAGGCUGCAGAUCUCUGGCCUCAGCUCUGACCUCAAACCCCUCCCAUCUGAAGGAGCUGGACCUGAGCUACAAUCAUCCUGGAAUCACAGGAUUAACGCUGUUGACCGGUCUACAGAAUUCACAAUCAAAGCUGGACACUCUCAGGUUGGAGCCUACUGGAGUCCAGUGGUUGACACCAGGUUUGAUGAAGUAUUCCUGUGAACUCACAAUCGACACCAACACGGUAAACCACAGAAUCCAACUGUCUGACAACAACAGUAAGGGGAUAUAGGUGAAGGACUCUGUGUUAUAUCCUGAUCAUCCAGACAGAUUUAACUGUCCUCAGCUGCUGUGUAGAGAAGGUCUGACUGGGCGCUGUUACUGGGAGAUUGAGUGGACAGAAGGAGUGAUUAUAUCAGUGAGUUACAGAGGAAUCAGCAGGAAAGAAAACAAUGAGUCUGGAAGAAACGAUCAGUCCUGGAGUCUGACCUGCUAUGAUAAUGGUCGUGGAGUUUUCUACUAUGUCCUUCACAAUAACAAGGAGACACUUAUUACCCGCCCCUCUAUCUCCUCACCCUCCACCACGCACAGAGCAGCGGUGUAUUUGGACCACACUGCUGGCUCUCUGUCCUUCUACAGCGUCUCCUCCGACACACUGAUCCACCUCCACACCUUCAACACCACCUUCACUGAACCUCUCUAUCCUGGGUUUGGGUUCUGGUCCAGAUCUGAAGGUUCCUCUGCAUCUCUGUGUCGUCUGUAGAGGGAGAGUCUCCUUCUGUUCACUGCUGAUCAGUAUCACCCCAUUC